ACACUGCCUUAAUGCCUAGAGACUAUUCGGCCACUAUCCAUAUUCAAAUGCAAAGCCCGCCACCUCUCCUACUCUGUUUAGAGAGUACUACUCUCUUCGCUUUUUCUCUGUCAUGGAAGCAAUUCAAAUUUCUCUGCUUUUUCCCCCUUUCCUUUUCCCUUUAGAUGAACUUAAUUUUCCUUUUGCAACUCGAAAGUUCAAAUUCCAUAGAGCAAAUUCAUUGUCUUCAUUGUUCCAACAUGAAGUCCUUAUCUUAUUCUCCUUCUUACUCAUCAUCUUCAUCCACCACAACUUUCGAUGCGACUUUGUGCAAUUCUAAGAGUGCCACCGCCGGAUGUCUAGCCGGCAUCCUUCGCCGAAUUCUAUGCUCCGGUAAACUUCCAAAACACCCUUCCGAUCAUAUCAGUGAAGCUGCCUCGGUGGUAUGCGAUGAGGAUCGGGAAUUGAAGGCCAAGGAGAAAAUUGAGACGGCUGCCACGCCUGGGAUAGUAGCGAGAAUGAUGGGUUUGGAGUCGAUGCCGGAGAUUAAUUGGGUGCAUAAAAGCUCAGACCCAAAUUCGAUUUCACGCAGCCGAUCCAUGAAUUCUGAGAAUCACUUGGCCGGAUUUGAUCCAAUGCAGGGGCAGCAUCGACGAGUCAAAUCCACGUUGUCGUUCCGAGAAAGUCCGACCUUCCUUGAGCUGGAAAAUGAAAACUUCCUUAUACUCAGCUUCGAAAAUGGAGGUGGAAGUAAAGAGUUUAGAUCAAAAGGGAGAAAAUCCGAACUGGGUUUGGGAGAAUUAAGGCAGAGAAGAGCAGAAAGAUGUAAAACCGUCGAAAAUAAAGCAGGGAGGCUGCAGGAGAUGAAGAACAACAACUGCUACGAAGGAGAGCAAGAAUCCGAGAAGAAGGUCUUAGGUAAUUUGAAAGAGCGGGAGAAGUGCAGUAAGAGAAUCCCUGAUAAGCCUAUUGCUAAGGUAGGCAAUAACGGAAAAGCUAAAGGUUCCACUAUUUCUCCUUCUCCUUCAAAAAGCUCCAAUGAAAAAGCACAUGUAGCCAUGGAAGCAGUAAAAACGCCAAUACCCAGUAACCAAAAGGAAGUCUUGAAUAGAGGGAGACCAAGAAAGAAGAAGAAGAAAAUAAAUCCUUGUGUGGUUCAAAAGGUGGAAUCCGAAUUUAGCUCUGAAGAUUCGAGCCCGGUUUCUGUUCUUGAUUCUGGUCAUUUCCUUUUUGAUCCUGCAUUUCCAACAUCAGAACAAGAUUCUAAUUUGGCCGAUUCAAAGUCACGAAGAAAGUUGUCGCCGGAGCUUGAGAAUUGCAAGCAACCAUCUCCAGGAAAGGACACAACUUUGAUUGGUGAUGAGCCAAGAACAAAGAAAAUUGAAGGCAAAUAUCAAGGCACAAAGAAGAAAGCUGAUUGUCACAGUGAAAACUACGAGGAAAUGUGGGUUGAGAUUCUGAGACUGACUGGAGCAGAAUUGGUUGGAUCAAAUUGGGAAUACAGGGGAAUGGGAAAUCAUGGAGAUUUGGAAGCUAUUAGUGCAAAUUUUGAGCUAGAAAUUCUUGAUCAAUUGUUAGUUGAGUUGGUAGGCCAACUAGCUCGACAUCCAUGAAAAUUUUGAGUUGUGUAUGACUCAAAAAGUCACAAACUUUGUAAAUUUCUCGCCUACAAUAAACUCUACAGAGAAUUUUUCCUU
Molecule: messenger RNA, 1676 nt
Organism: Juglans regia (Persian walnut)
Lineage: Eukaryota; Viridiplantae; Streptophyta; Magnoliopsida; Fagales; Juglandaceae
Exons: 2
Coding region: 165-1592 (475 amino acids)
Source: RefSeq, a predicted model, not a curated record